UUUCAGCGCGGAACCGGAGCGCGUUUAUAUACAGAGCAGGGCCCUCGGCAGCGUUCGCGGCGUCUGUCAAGGAAGCGGACGGACCCAGCGGAGUAAUUCUCGCGAAGACCGUAUCUUAUAAACCUGUAUUUUCCGGGGAAUACCAGCACGCCUGAAUUUCAACGUUUGUAUCUGCGGAAGGAGAGUUAAACGGUUGUUAUUUCUUCGAGGAACGAUGGCAGAUUCGAACAACGGCGCUGCGACAGUCGGCGGAGCCGCAGCCACCGGUAGCGGCGCCGCCGCUGGGCCUGGAAACGCCACGGCACCUGGCGGACCGACCGGGGCGGCGGGGUCCAAACCUGGCUUGGAGUCGGUGAAGGGGCAAAAUUUCGACGUGGGACCCCGCUAUACGGACCUGAUGUACAUCGGCGAGGGGGCGUAUGGAAUGGUUUGCUCGGCCUAUGAUAACGUUAACAAGCUGCGUGUGGCCAUUAAGAAAAUCAGCCCUUUCGAGCAUCAGACGUAUUGCCAGCGCACCCUGAGGGAGAUCAAGAUCCUGCUCCGAUUUCGCCAUGAGAACAUCAUCGGCAUCAAUGACAUCCUGAGAGCCCGGCACAUUGACAACAUGAGAGAUGUCUACAUUGUGCAGGACCUAAUGGAGACAGACUUGUACAAACUGCUGAAGACUCAGCAGCUCAGCAAUGACCACAUCUGCUACUUCCUCUACCAGAUCCUUAGAGGCCUCAAGUAUAUCCAUUCAGCUAAUGUGUUACACAGAGACCUCAAGCCCUCCAAUCUCCUAAUCAACACCACUUGUGACCUCAAGAUCUGUGAUUUUGGACUGGCUCGGAUAGCUGACCCAGAGCACGAUCAUACUGGCUUCUUGACAGAAUAUGUGGCGACCCGUUGGUACCGUGCCCCUGAGAUUAUGCUCAAUUCCAAGGGCUAUACCAUGUCCAUUGAUAUUUGGUCAGUGGGGUGUAUCUUGGCUGAAAUGCUCUCCAACAGACCCAUUUUUCCAGGGAAGCACUACUUGGACCAGCUGAACCACAUACUGGGCAUCUUGGGCUCCCCUUCUCAAGAUGACCUGAACUGCAUCAUUAAUAUGAAGGCCAGGAACUACUUGCAGUCUCUUCCCCCAAAACCCAGUAUUCCAUGGCUUAAACUGUUUCCCAAGGCAGACAACAAAGCCCUGGAUUUGCUGGACCGGAUGUUAACCUUUAACCCCAACAAGCGCAUUACAGUGGAAGAGGCCCUGGCUCACCCUUACCUGGAGCAGUACUAUGACCCCUCGGAUGAGCCAGUUGCAGAGGAGCCUUUCACGUUUAACAUGGAGCUUGAUGACUUGCCCAAGGAGAAGUUAAAGGAGCUAAUUUACGAGGAGACUGCACGUUUCCAGGCAAAUUACCAGGGGUCCUGAGGGACCAAUAAGAGGAUAGAAAACUGGGGUGAUGGGAUUGAAAGGCAAUGAGGAGUUGAGGAGAAGGGUGGGAUUCACAAGGACUCCCAGAAAGAAAACAUACAGUAAGAUACAUGUAUGAGCCACUUGGAGACACCCCAGCUUGUGUUUCUGUUCAACCAAAAUAGGUUCUUCGAAAAACGAUCAAAUCUUUCCUGUAUUAUUUAGCAUAAUAUCUAACUUAAAAUUAAUUUUACACUUUCUGGGAUUCGUGAACCUAGAGAAGUAUUGCUCUUUUUAAAGGCUGAAUGUUAAAUGGUACUUUCAGUCUUCGGGGAACUGCCCUUUAAGAUUAUAUCUAAUCAAAUAAAUGGCAGGUCUUUGACACACAAAUCAAUAUUUUAAUAUUCAUGAAAUGCCUAAACAAAUCUGAUGUAUUGCAUGCAUAGUAUUUGUUCUAUAACUUAAAGCAAGAUAAAACGCGGUCUUACAACUGUGCAUAUUUUCAGCUUUGAAGACAACGGCAAAGCAGAAAAGGCUUCAAACAAUUAUUAAAAUGUACUGAACGUAAUGUUUAAUGGAUAACGUUGUAUGAGAGAAGUCAUGUCUUCAAUAGGUUUCCUCUGUCAUAGCUCUGUAAUUCAACGGUUUAACUGUUGUUGGUAUGUGUUGUUGAUCCUUCCUUUGACUGGCCUUUUCAAUUCUCUGCAUCCAUGCCCUUUAUUCCCCCUGUGUCUUGCAGUCCUCCCCAGCUCUCACUGGGCUGUGCCCCGUCACCCGUCGUGCGUAUUGCUGUAUGGACCCUUCUGUCUAUUUUUAUUUCUUCACAAAAGGGCCAUUGUUGGUCUGUAAACGUUGAUAUAAUUUUGUUUACAUUUCAAGAAUAACUGUUGUGACUUACGGUUUAUGGCCAGACUUUUUUUUUUAGGUUUAUGGAAUUUAAAUUGAGUCUAUAAAAUACUUGUUUUACUGUUUAGAGAUGAAAUUUCUAUUUUAUGGUCUUUAUGUUCAAGUUUGGUUGGAAUAUUUCUUAGUCACAUGGUCAUUUAACAUAUGUUCAUUUAAUGGUAUAUAGUGAGACACUUUACUGUUGCCCUAACUGCCUUUCAAAUUGGUGUAUUUUCCUCCUUUCAUCCCACUUUUCCUCUAUUUCAGAAAGUUACUCAUCCAUCUAUAUGUUUAAAAAAAAAAAAGUCCCAGCCUUUGCUCUGUUUUGUGCAUGUGUAUUUUCCCUGUCAUUGUCCCUUAUAUGGUGUUUGUCUCUCCCUUUGUCCUUAUAUUUCAGGGAGUUUUUGUGUAAAUAUUCUUACCCUUUUUGUUGGCAUGGCCAGCCAGGUCUAUGAUUAUUUAUUAAAUGACAGUUGUACCUUUUAAGAGGAUGUCUUGCUCACAGUUAUCUUCUGUAUUUCAUUUUGUUUAAUGGUUUGAUUGUACUAGUUGUGGGAGAAGUUGCUCCUGUUAUAAAGCCUUGAGCAGCAGACACAUCCUUGAUCUGUCACUGAUUCCUAUAUAACAUUUAUCUUUCUCACCCAGUCCUUCAACCUUCAAUCGGCAUUCCCCUUACAGCGUUCCUGUUCCCAGUACACCCCAAUGAGCUUUGCUACUCCACCACAUCUGCUAAAAUGGGGAGUCUGUACCACAUUGCCACGCCAUUGUGUUGUCACCCAAAGCUCACAGAUAUGCUUUGUUGUUGGAAGUGCUGUCCUGUCACAUCUGCAUCUCGACUUCAAUGUUUCUGAAAGGGCUCACAUAACGGCUGUGGUAAUAAAGUCCAUAUCUGUUUAGGCUUGCCUACUUUGUGAAUAUUUGUAAGAUGCCUAUGUUAAUGACAUUUUAUAUGUGAGAUUUGAUAUUGUAAUUUCAAAUUUAUAAAGUAAAUAUAAAACACCCAUUGACAGUUUGUGAAGGUUUGCAGUUGCUUUCUGUUAAGAUGACAUGUACGGUCUGUUGCUCGUUUCAGAAAAUGCCUCGUCUCUACAUGUUGGGGAAUUGUCCAUGGUGAGGCAGUUGUGUAAUAUAACUAGUGAUAAUGUGAUGCAAAAAAAUAGAAAUUGAAGCAAAUGGGCAUCUCGCAUGGCAAUGGUACAUACUGUUUUUGCAUAUUAGGCAGCCGCAAUUAUCGUUGUUUAAAAACAGAUUUCCUUAAAGGGACCAGAUGCUGAUUAGUUGUCUUUUGCUAGUUCCCUGAUAAAGUGCUGCAUACAUAAUAAAAGUGAUGAUUAACAGUAUCUGACAUCUAGAAUUUUACACUGGUGAAAAACAUGAAUGAAUUGAACUGUUCUUGUAAUCUGUAGUUAAAGUAUAUGGAAUGCGUAUAGGUCAUCAACCUUUUUUUUUUUUAAGUUGCUGUUAUUCCUGUGUAUAUUGUUAUAUUGGUGAAGCUUUGGCGUUUUUUAUUAUUACAGAAAAGGGACUUGAUUUUUAUUCCCUCUUUGUUUUGGGUGUAAUAAAAGCCAACAUUUUGUUUCCGACUUUUUUUUUUUUCUAAAUAUUAAAAUGGAAUUAUUUUAAAAGUAUGAAAUACUCAGAGAUUAAUAGAAAAUGUAUACAGAAUAUGGGUAUUAUGAUAAACAGAAGUUAAAUAAAAUUUCCAUUCUGAAUAUUA
Messenger RNA from Brienomyrus brachyistius, 3983 nucleotides. It is a transcript of the gene mapk3, whose product is annotated as mitogen-activated protein kinase 3. The record is from RefSeq and is a predicted model, not a curated record. Gene Ontology annotation, biological process: protein phosphorylation; intracellular signal transduction. Gene Ontology annotation, molecular function: ATP binding; MAP kinase activity. The coding region runs from base 215 to 1399 and encodes 394 amino acids. The transcript has 8 exons. Lineage: Eukaryota; Metazoa; Chordata; Actinopteri; Osteoglossiformes; Mormyridae. Gene Ontology annotation, cellular component: cytoplasm; nucleus.